Cervus elaphus (red deer) is the source of this 1531-nucleotide messenger RNA. RefSeq names its product leucine rich repeat containing 72 (gene LRRC72). The transcript is spliced from 13 exons. The record is from RefSeq and is a predicted model, not a curated record. Lineage: Eukaryota; Metazoa; Chordata; Mammalia; Artiodactyla; Cervidae. Gene Ontology annotation, molecular function: protein binding. The coding region runs from base 653 to 1531 and encodes 292 amino acids.
CCUCGAAGAGACUUAAAGAGAUUUGGAUGGGAGUCACCGGAUGGGCCAGAGAGAUGUACAUCUCGAUUAUCUGACUUUUAUUCCGCUCGUGAGACUUCCCGGAGCCACCUCAGGGAAGAGAGCAGCAGGCUUUCUGAAAGCCUGGAAAUUGCAGUGUUGGAAGGUUCCUCUUUUGGGCAGCCGUCCUGAGAGACUGGUUUUCAGAAGUCAUUCCAGAGACUGUCACUGGGUAAGCAGUCAGUCUCCGUGCGGUGACGGAGGGCAGGGGUGUCAGAACCUGAACUGGGGGACGAACUCAUUGGUGCAUGGAGUUGGCCCAUACGGAGGACUCAGAGCCUCUCUCAUUUCUGGAGAAGCCUCGUGGCAUGGCAGGCUGGAUUCCUCAGGCUAUAAUCCCAUCAAAUGGAGGUAAAAGUUCUCUCUGUUCACUUGGCUACAGGUACCUCUUCUGUAGACCACCAGUGUGUGAAGACAUCUAGGAAGAAUCAAGAAGUGCCUUCACUAAUCCCCAUCUUUCACAUUUCAUUUUAAACUUGCAUUAUUUUAGUCCUUGCAAUCAAUUAAAUGUCCACAGGGUGGUGGUAACUCUUGGUAACCGCCGGAACAGUCAGCCGCGGGCCAGGCUGGGUCGACCACAGGUGCUGCGGAAUGCAUGGGUGUCCGGAUGGCCAGGGAACCCAGUCAUCUGCCGCGUGCCUGCCGACACCCAGCAAUCCAAGUGAAGGCCGCAGAAGCUGCCCUGGAAAUCAGCCGUAUGGCAAUUGAAGAGCAGCUAAAGAUAUGUGGCCACAAGAGGGAUGCUGAUGUCUUUGAGCUGUUUCUUUCUCAAAAGGAGCUGACAGAGGUCAUUGAUCUUUCUAGGUUUAAAAAAUUAAAAUACUUAUGGCUACAUCAUAACAAGCUCCAUGGAAUAACAUUUCUAACCAGAAACUAUUGUCUGGCAGAACUAUAUCUAAACAACAAUGCAAUAUUUGAUAUAGAAGGCCUGCACUAUUUGCCUUCAUUGCAUAUACUCCUGCUACAUCACAAUGAGUUAAUAAACCUUGAUGCAACAGUAAAAGAAUUAAAGGGAAUGCUAAAUCUGAAGACCCUAACUCUCUACCAAAACCCUUUAUGCCAGUAUAACCUGUACCGUCUAUAUAUAAUCUAUCACCUUCCAGGAGUUGAGUUGCUUGACCGAAAUCAAGUUACAGAAAAGGAAAGAAGGUCAAUGAUUACGCUUUUUAACCAUAAAAAGGCUCAUAUUGUUCAAUCAAUAGCAUUCAGAGGAAAAGUAGAUGCCUCAUGGGAUCCUCGAUCACCAUUUAAGCAAAAACCAGCACAGAGAGUACCUUCAGACUUUGCAUUUGCGAAUAAUGUAGACAAAACUAUGUUUGAUGACCCAGAAGAUGCUGUUUUCGUAAGGUCCAUGAAGCGAUCGGCAAUGUCUAUCACCUCUCUGAACUGGGACACGGUGCCAACACGAGGGGAAAAAUACCUUGAAGAGAAAGACACAGGGCCUGCCCAAAUGCUUACAGUCACACUGAGAUAG